Molecule: messenger RNA, 1092 nt
Organism: Podospora anserina S mat+
Lineage: Eukaryota; Fungi; Ascomycota; Sordariomycetes; Sordariales; Podosporaceae
Exons: 4
Coding region: 1-1092 (363 amino acids)
Source: RefSeq, a predicted model, not a curated record
AUGCCCACAGAACUUGAAGAGCUCGUAGGGUUCAUUGCCCACCCGAACCCGCAGAUUCGGUUGGUAGCCAUUGAGAACCUGGUGCCAUAUUCGGUUUCAGAUCCUUCCAUUUUCAAGAGGGAGAACCUCACUCCCGUCAAGCACCUCAAGUUUCUGAUACGAGACCAUCCUAAAAUUGCCGAACAUGCCCUCACCAUUCUCAUCAACUUGACAGCAGAUGCUAGUGUUGUGGAGUUUGUCGCAUCAGAUGAGAAGUUCCUCGGAAUUGCAUUAGGCCUGCUGGUCCUAAUCACCAUACUCCGUCUUCAGGAUCCAAAGGAGCCCAAUGCAAAUUUGUUGGCUAUGUUGCUUGCCAACAUGACAAAGUGGGAUGGACUGAAGGACAUCAUCAGCCGCAAACAACCUGCUCCUGAGAGCCUCCACUCGGAUGAGCUUGUCCUCAACCAACUGAUGGAUCUCUUUGUUAAGGGCGCCGACGGGUCUUACAACAAGCACGCUGAUUACGACUACCUCGCAUAUGCAUUGGCUGAUCUAUCGAAACACGAAGAGAUUCGCCGAUUUUUCCUGUCCGAACAGGAGUAUGACAGUGUCCUUCCCCUGAACAAGAUCAAGGUUUUCACCGAGCACAAGUCCGAUAUCAGGAGGAAGGGUGUAGCCAACAUCAUCAAAAAUGUUGCCUUCGACGUGCCAUCACAUCCUAAAUUUUUGGAUGAGGAUCAGAUCAACAUUCUGCCGUAUCUGCUUCUUCCCAUCAUUGGAAAUGAGCAGUACGACGAGGAUGAGAUGUUGGAUAUGCUGCCCGAUCUGCAGCUCUUGCCACCCGACAAGCAAAGAGACACGGACAACAACAAUAUCCAGACACAUAUCGAGACACUAACACUCCUCACCACGACAAGAGAAGGGAGGGAUCUCAUGAGAAAUGUGAAGGUGUAUCCUGUCAUCCGCGAAACCCAUCUCCGGGUCGAGGACGACGGUGUACGCGAGGCUUGUGAGCGGCUGGUAAACGUCAUUAUGGCCGACGAGGCUGAGCAUGGCGCUGAAAAGGCGAUAGAGGAGGAGGACGAUGACGACAACAGGAUAGUUGAGAUCUAA